AAGAUACAUUUAUGAAAGGCUUUUAUAAAUGAUCGAAUAUUUUCAUGACCAAAUUUUGUGCUUGAUUGCAGGAACUAUCGAUGGCAACGAUCACAGAGGAUGUGCAUAUUUACAGUGCAAAGGAAAUGACGUCUGUGUGCAUCGAAAAUUUCGAUGUAAAGAUCCUCCGUGUCCCAAUAUGCUGUACUGCGCAAGAUCUCGAACAGAAUCUCUAAGAGGUCCUUCCACCUGUGACACUGUACAUUGCACCAAUGGCUAUAUGUGCACGUUAAAAGUUCGUCGUUGUCACUGGGACGAAAAGUGUGAGCAACAGAUAGCAAGAUGUGUAUCUCAGAAGGAAUAUUACGAAGGUCCAGCUUCCUGCGCCGGGUUCAAGUGUCCUCAAGGAAAUCACUGCAUCCUCCGGGAAUCGUUCUGUGCCAACCCUCCCUGUAAAUUAAUACAAACCUGCAUGAAAAACAAAGAUGUGCAGCUUUUAUUUGUAAAAUGUCGACAUCUCGGUUGUCCAUCGGAGUAUGAGUGUUUCUUACGAAGACCAGAGAGUGACUGUGCGAGUCCACCCUGUAGGCAUACACCAGAUUGUAUAAUGGCAACAGAGAACGAAAUGACGAAUGUACAUUGUCGUGGAUGGGUGUGUCCACGAAUGCAAACAUGUUCCGCAAAAAUUGUAGAAUCUUGCGAGACAAACGACUGUAAUAUUAAAAGAAUUUGUCACGAGUCACACGCAGUGGCAGCGAAUGAUUCUUCUUCAUCUUUCUCGAGAAGAUCUCUGAAGAACAAAGACGAAAUUUCCCUAAACGAUACUGAGGAGGUAUCUGGAAACACGGAUGGAGUUGAAAAAGCAGGCACUCCUGAGUCGUGGCUGAAUCAUCUGAAAUCGAAAACGGAAUUGGACGCAAUCGAAUUGUGGAUAAAACACGCCGAGGAACAUAAGGAUUUCAAGCAAUUCCAAGAUUGGCUUCGAUCUAUCAAGGACAUACUCGGCUCUGCCGCGUACAGUGGCUGGCUCGAGGAAAUUCUGUCGUCGCGCGGCGAGCAGUUACGAAAAUGGCUACGAGCAUCGCACGACAAGCUGAAUGUCGGGGGGCCGAUAUUUCCGGGGCAGGAACGACCCGGCGGUGCAUUGACGGAAAAUCCAUACGUAGUUGGCGAUACGAUGAAUACAUCUCCGUUGGACGACUCGAACAAAGAAAUAGAAAAACUUGUGUCUCUUCUGAGAGAGAGAAACUUGACGAAUAUUUUAGAAAGGAUUCUUGUUCCAAGCAGAGUUCUAUUACCACCUUACGUAGCUUUGGAUGCUGCACUUUUGAACAAUGCAAGAGAAUCUGAUUCGCCUUCAUUCUCCAAUUACCUUCUGAAAUAUCCUCCUCACGUGGGAAGCCAAUUUUUGCCAUUGCGACCGCAGAAAACAGAAAAUACUUACGAUCAACGGUAUCUUGUGGUACCAGUGAAGAAUAUGAAGGAAUUAACCAAUUCUCAAAUCAUCGAUUAUAAUUCCAACAUAGAACGUUACCAUGAAAUUACUCCUGAGAAUGAAAAGAUGUCUGCUGAACGAGAUAACUCUUACUCUAUCAACGUUCCAGAGAGGAAGAUAAAUUUAUCAUCGACCAGAAACGAUAACUCAUCUUUGAAGACUGGAUUGUACGAGGAUUUUGAAAAGAAGCUUCCUAGGAAAGAAACACAUUCUGAGGAUUCGAUUGGUCUUUUGGGAGACAAAAGGUUGAUGGGUAAAGCGCAGCACUUUGAUGACGUUCCUGUUGAUUUCCUGGAGAAGUUUCUUAAAUCUAUGCAGCUCUUCCCGAUUGAAAACGUGCCACAGACUUUUGAUGAGAAAUCUAUUGAAGAAUAUCGCAAAGACCAAGCACCACUUAACAAGUACCCCUGUCAGGAUUCAUCUAAAGCUCCAGAAAAUGAGAAACACGAUGAAAACUUCGAAUGGGAUUUGACAUCUAGAAAUAAAAAUUCUGAAGAAAAUGAGCAUCAAGUUUUUUUUUCGAAUGAUGAUUAUAAAAACUUUACAAGCAACAUCAAACCAAGUGUUAACACAUUCUUUGACAAAUUAGACACCAUUCGACAUUUCAAUUUUUCAGAUCGGUCGAACGAUGUCCAUUCAGAAUUAUCGUCAACGCAAAUUGAUAAUAAAGAGAAUGAAAAGAUAGAUUUAAAUUUGUUUUUCGAAUUAAAUAAAGAAAGUCUUUUACCUUACAUACAGACCAUACUACAAAUGAUAAACGAAGAGCUUGAUACUUCCAGUCGAGAAACAGAAUUGAAUUUCGGUGAAAGUUCACUAACAACAUCUGUUUUGAAUAGCGAAGAAGUUACUGCUGAUGUAACUGACUAUAGCGAAUUGGAAUCUUUGAAAACUGAACCAAACAACGUGAAAAAAAUUCUGAAUAAUAAUUCGCAAGUCUUGGAAGAAACAUUUGACAAAAUUUUUCCUAAAACUCAAAUAGAAACAGCUUCGACAAAUUCACAGCUACAACAGGAAAGAGAAUCGGGGACACCUGAGUUAAUUUAUGCAAACGAGGAACCUACCAUUCGGUCCUUUUAUAAUCUGCCUAGUUACGGUGCUAGCAACGACGAAAUUGAUCUUCAGGAUUACAUACACUUCGAAUACAAUCAAGUGAAACGUAAAAAUGGUCAUGAAAAAUCGGGGAACUAAAAAUUAAUUAGUUAACACGACAGUUAAAAUUAUUAAAAUAUAUUAGUACAUAUUAAUUAUGAUGUUAUUAUAUACAAUAAAAUAUAUAUGUUUUCUUGUGUUGUGCAUUGUUAAAACAGAGAGAAUGCGUAGAUUAUUACAUCAGUAUUUUUGUUGUAUACAACACCCCGGGGCAAAGAUAUAUAUUUUCUAACAUUGUGUGUUGUUAAAGUAGAGAGAAUGCUUAGAGAGUAUUACGUCAGUGUUCUUGGAAUAUUGGACAUGGAUGUGUAGUAUGUUGAAUUCUGUAUCAUUACUGAGACACGCAAUUUCUUAGAAAUAGACGAACGAAAUUGUAAAUAUUGUACGUGGCCGCGAGGCAGACAACACCGAACAAGUCGAAUAUAUUUACGCUUCUCAGUCGUACAGGAGCUAUCGAAAGCGUAACAUUCGUGCGAAAUACAGUCAGUUAGGUAUUAAAUAAAAUUUGUAAAAAUGGAUCGGGGGGUAGAAUAAUUUUUAGAGCGCAGUGUCUUUUUGUUCCGGGGUGUGUACAAUGUAAUGCAAUAAAUUUUUAUAUUUUCUAUAACACAGUU
Frieseomelitta varia is the source of this 3237-nucleotide messenger RNA. RefSeq lists its product as uncharacterized. The transcript is spliced from 13 exons. Bases 29 to 2662 code for a protein of 877 amino acids. The record is from RefSeq and is a predicted model, not a curated record. NCBI's taxonomy places the organism in Eukaryota, Metazoa, Arthropoda, Insecta, Hymenoptera, Apidae.